This is a messenger RNA of Tachyglossus aculeatus (Australian echidna), 5922 nucleotides long. It is a transcript of the gene USP42, whose product is annotated as ubiquitin specific peptidase 42. The transcript has 18 exons. Gene Ontology annotation, biological process: regulation of apoptotic process; protein deubiquitination. The record is from RefSeq and is a predicted model, not a curated record. Gene Ontology annotation, molecular function: cysteine-type endopeptidase activity; cysteine-type deubiquitinase activity. Lineage: Eukaryota; Metazoa; Chordata; Mammalia; Monotremata; Tachyglossidae. Gene Ontology annotation, cellular component: nucleus; cytosol. Bases 268 to 4368 code for a protein of 1366 amino acids.
GGCGGCGGCGGCGAUGGAGGCGGCCGGACCGAGGAGCGGAGCCCGAGAUGCUUGAUAAAUAUAAAAAAUCUGGAGAAAUAUUUGGAGUCGGAGUUGGACUGUUGUACUUAACUGAAAUGUUUUUGCCCAGUUGAGACACCAAAAAAUACAGGAGUCCUUUUCUUGAUUAUUCUUUCUCAACAAUGGUCAUUUUUCACUUCUGCAACGCUAAGCCUUUCAACACGUCAGACCCAGCCUGACAGCUCUGUCGCAUCUUCAUCUGAAGACAUGGACUCGGGCUCUGCAAGUUGGGGGCCUGUAUCUUCUCUGACGGAUGGUCCAAAACACAUAGUUUCUCUAGGGACGGUAAAUAAUCCUGCAGUUUAUGCUAGCCCGUCUGUUUCUGAUAAACCAAAGCCAUCAGCACAGAAAGAUCAACCCACAGGUGAUGGCAUUGCUCCUCCCCAGAAGGUCCUUUUCCCAGCUGAGAAGAUUUUUCUGAAGUGGCAGCAAACUCAUAGAGUUGGAGCUGGACUCCAGAAUCUGGGCAAUACCUGUUUUGUUAAUGCUGCCCUGCAGUGUUUGACUUACACACCACCUCUUGCCAACUAUAUGCUUUCUCAUGAACACUCCAAAACAUGUCAUGAGCAAGGAUUCUGCAUGAUGUGUACAAUGCAGGCUCACAUUACCCAGGCUCUCACUAACCCCGGCCACGUCAUCAAACCAGUGCCUAUCAUCAAUGAUCUCCGCCGUAUAGCAAAACACUUCCGUUUUGGAAGCCAAGAAGAUGCACAUGAAUUCCUACGCUAUACAGUGGAUGCUAUGCAGAAAGCGUGUCUGAACGGCAGCACUAAAUUGGAUCGGUACUCCCAGGCUACCACCCUUGUUUGUCAAAUAUUCGGAGGCUACCUGAGAUCUCGAGUUAAGUGUAUGAACUGCAAAGGAGUUUCAGACACCUUCGAUCCAUAUCUCGAUAUCCCACUGGAGAUAAAGGCAGCCCAAAGUGUAAACAAAGCUCUGGAACAAUUUGUGAAACCUGAACAACUAGAUGGAGAAAAUUCCUAUAAAUGUAGCAAGUGUAAAAAGAUGGUUCCCGCUUCAAAGAGAUUUACUGUACACAGGUCUUCUAAUGUUCUUACCUUGUCUUUGAAACGUUUUGCAAAUUUUAGUGGUGGAAAAAUCGCAAAGGAUGUGAAAUACCCUGAGUAUUUGGACAUUCGGCCAUAUAUGUCUCAGCCUAAUGGAGAACCAAUUAUUUAUGUUCUGUAUGCAGUACUGGUACAUACUGGUUUUAGUUGCCAUGCUGGCCACUACUUUUGUUAUAUAAAGGCUAGUAAUGGGCAGUGGUACCAGAUGAAUGAUUCCAUUGUGUCUACUAGUGACAUCAGAGCAGUGCUUAAUCAGCAGGCCUACGUUCUCUUUUAUAUCAGGUCAUAUGAUGUGAAAAAUGGAGGUGAGCAUACCCAUUCCAUUCAUACCCCUGGGCAGUCCUCUCCCCGACCUGUCAUCAAUCAGCGAGUAGUUAAUAGUAAACAGGCUGGAUCAGGCUUUAUCGGACCACAGCUUCCUCCUCAUAUGAUAAAGAAUUCUAAUCACUUGAAUGGAACUGGACCAUUGAAAGAAAGUCCAAGUAGCUCCGUGGCAAGUGCUAGCAAUUCCAACUUGAACAGGGCAAGUCCCGCUCCCGCUUCAACGGCUAUUCAAAACUGGACAGUUAACAGACCGUCAGUUAUUCCCGAACCUCCCAAAAAGCCGAAAAUUACCAUCAGUAUUCAUAAUAAAUUGCCUGUUCGUCAAGGCCAGGCGCCAGCCAACCUCCAUAACAGCUCUUUGGAGCCUCUUAACAAGCCUCUUCCGUCGUCUACCGUUACUAACUCUUCUGCAAUACAGUCUACCUCAAACGCAUCAACGAUGUCAGUUGCUACUAAAGUUUCUAAGCAGAUUGUGCCCGGCGAGUCUUGUUCCAAGCCUGUAAUGAAUGGUGACUCCAAAAUGAACUCCAAUCUUCUGGUCCCUUAUGGUGCAGAAUCUUCAGAAGAGUCGGAUGAAGAGUCAAAGGGGUUAGGUAAGGAGAAUGGGCUCUCAAAACCUUUCAAUGGACUUUUGACUGGGAAUGGAGUUGGUACCCUGCAAAACUCCUCUUCCUGUCAAGAUGCUGAAGAUGACUCUGCCCAGCACGAACUGCCGGAAACCGUUACCGUAAAUGGUGCUAACAGUAUAGCUUGUGACCUUAAAGAAAAUGGACUGGUGUUUGAUGAUUCCACUUGCCAAGUCAAGCCUGCUAUACACACGGAAAACCCCUUUUCUAAAACGAACGGAUUGCACGACAAGAUGGUCACUGCUCCUUUACCGCUUCUCCCUGAAGACAGAAAUGUAGAGUCUCUCAGAUUCAGUAACAAACUGAAAUGCCCGACAGAUGACAUAAGUGCAACUGGAACUGAAACAACUCCUGAAGAUGGUCAUUCUGCAGCUAUUGUGACGAGUAGCAACAGUAUUCUUGCUCAUGAGCAGUUAGAAAAAGUUUCUGGAAGCCUUGGGAACAAGAUAAAGAAGGCCGUUCAACCCUCAGCUCCCGAUGCCAUUGGAAACAAAGAUGAAAUCCCUGACAGUAUUACAGCGGAGACGGUAGCCCCGCACCCUGACACUGGUGGCCCUUGCAGCACUAACAAAAGAAUCGUCGGCGAGGAAGAGCCUUUUCCAAAUGCGGGCGAUCCUGGGAAUCACACCAACGAGAGCGUAGGAUCACCCCAAGAAGUGACAGAGUCUGCAAAAGAGAACUCUCUCAAUGCCGCGCCAGUCGUAGUGUCUGUGGCAAAUUUAGGCCAAACCCCCUUGGUCAAUUCAGACCGAUGUGACACUAAUGAACUUUUAGUACUCAGUAGCACAGAAAAGUGCAAAGAGAUGAGAGACCUUUCUAAAAAUAAGGAUACCUCUACUAGUGAACUCCCAGUUGCCCAACUAGGAAAAGUGACAGAGAACCAUUUUUCGAAAGGCGGCGAACAAGGCAGUAGUGGGAGAUGUGAAGAAAAUAAGGUUAGGCAAAAAGUUAAGAGUCACUCCCCAGCUAAAGAAAAAACCAGUAGCCCCCCGAAAGUUGACAGAGGACACUAUCGUAACAGGAGAGACCAUUCUUCCAGCGGAGAGCGAGCAAGACAAAGUAGGGGCAAAAUGGAGAACCAUUAUUCCAAAAAAAGGCAUUCUUAUAGCAAAGAGGGAGCCAAGCAAGAUCGCUAUAGAUCAGAACACUGCAACGGAAACAAAUACAGACCCUAUUUUUAUAAUGAAAGAAGCAGCCCGAAUAAUAGACGAUCUUUAGGCAAAUACUACCAUUACCGAUCCAGAAGCAGAGGAAAAAGUGAACAGGAAAGGAGUAGAUAUUACCAUUCGAAAGGGGGGCAGUCUUGGAGCAGAGAGAAAUAUUACCCAGAUACAUUGAGGCGAUGGGACAAAUGUCGUUAUUAUAACGAUUAUUAUCCAUCUUAUGCGGCAAGAGAUAGGGAGUGGAGGUCAUUUCAUACUGACCGUGACUAUGAUAAAACAAGUCAAUAUAAUAGGUCACAUAAGGAUUAUUAUAAAGGCAGGUGGAGUCGUGAUCCAGGAAUUCAAGAGCAGGAAAAACACCAUUUUAGCGGUUCCAGAAUAAAUCCAUACUAUUGUUCUGGUCCCCGCAUCCAUGAGAGAUAUUCCCCUGAGAAAACUGUCCUUGUAGCUGAAGAAAACGGUUUAAAUCUUCCAGGUCAGUGUCACAAGCACGAGAGCGCUAAAGAGCGAAAACGGAAACUGGGCAGUGUAGAGAGUAGUGAGAGUGAACUAGAAAAGAAACCCCGAAAAACCUUGCAGAAUGAGCCGCUGGAAGAGCAGAAAGUGAAGAAGCACAAAAAGUCAAAGAAGAAAAAGAAAUCCAAAGAUAAACAUAGAGAUAAGGAUUAUAAGUUUAAUAUGUGUGGGAGCUGCUCUGACUCUGAGGUAAACCAAUAUAAAAAGAAGAAGAAGAAAAAAAAGAAACACGCAAAGAGAUCGGAGGACUGUACUGAGCAUUCAGAUCUUCAUAGGGUGGAGAUCCCCAAUCCUGGGACUGAUAGCAACAGUAAGAUCCAGGAAAAAAAGGAAAAAUGGUCACUCAGAGAUGGCAUGCCAUCUGAGAACUGCCAGAAACACAGUAGCAAAAGACCUUUGGAGGAAGAUGGUGGUCUCCUCCAGAAAGCAAAACACUUAGGAAUGGAAGGCCAGGAAGAUGACUGUCACCCCACUGAGUUUGACCAGGUCAAACGCCUGAAGUUGCCGGGGCGGGCUCCCUUCAGCCCCAAGCGUCAGCGACACGGCUGGGUCCGGGCACAGGGUUGGAAGGAGGAUAAGGCUGUCACUGUAAUGGAAGCCAAAGUGCUGUAGCAGCCCCUGCCCUUCCCCUUCGCGGCGAAGAUCCGCUCAGGGUCACUCCAUGUUGCCGCGUUUUCGAUAGGGUGCGGAGUGGCGCUGGCCGGCCGGACCUUCACGGAGCGGGAUUUCUGAUUCACUGACGGUAUUUUUCCCUUCGACGUCCCCAGUGCGUGUCUCGGGGGGUUGGGUGUAUUCCAUCUGUCCGCUGCCUGAAACCAGCUAGCUCGCCUGGUCCCGCUUCAGGAGAGGGUGAAGUCAUCUUUCCGAAAAGAGAAGCUCCCUCCACGUCCUUUGGGGAUCCUUCCGGACGAAAACUACAUGAAUAAGUCAUUAGCGUUAAGGAAACGAGGAAGAGCUGCCACGCCGCGCCGGCUCGUCUCCUGGUUUCUAAAACUUCCCGUCUUUGGAGUUGACUAAUAUCGACAGCGUAUCUUGUCUUUCAGAUUCAGAGUGUCCAACUGAAGCCAUCCCCAACACAGCAUAAGUUACACUUACAAAUGUAGGAAAUGUCCAAAACGUUCAAAUCCAUAAGUGGUGCUUCUUCAGUAAAUACUGUACAGGAUUUUACCAUGGGAGAACUUUUUUAAUUUUUACCUUGAGACUUUUUCAAUUACCCUUCAUCCAGAUGGAUGGAAACUUUCUACAGCUGUUGACCGUUGUAAAAUACCGUGUGUGUGUGUGUGUGUGUGUGUGUAUGUAUAUAUAUACAUAUAUACACAUAUAUAUGUGUAUAUAUGUGUAUAUAUAUCACAUUGAAAAUAAUGCCCUGGAAUAGAACAUCUCAAAUGCUGCUUAAUUACAGACUCAGGUUGAUUACUUGUAUUUCAUGUAAUGUUACUCCAAGUUAGACAUCUGGUGCAAGACCAACCAGGAAACCGUGGAAUUAUAAAAAAAUGAAAUAAAAAAAAAAGCUGACAGUGUAUAUUUAAUUUAAAGACUAUUUAAAGAUUCGCAAGCUCUUACCUAGAAUUUUGGAGAGCCGUCUGUGUUUUGUGAUGUCUGAUACUAGAAACUAAUCUGCUUCACAUUUUAGUUGUAUUCAAGAUUUGAAGAUGUAUUUUAUAGACAAGUUCUGUUUCCGAACUCUGUGAAACACACCAAUCAAUUUACCAGUUAUGAUGAGCAUUUACAUUAUGAAUGUAUAACCCAACCUCUACUUGUAAAUCCUACGGUAUGUUUUUUACGACAUAACACUUUUUUAUACAGUGUCCCUUGUCUUGGCUAUAUGGUAUUGGAGUCUCAGUUGUCAGUUGUGUCCCUCUACAGUUUCUAGUUACAGACAAAUUCAUACUGUGAUUUUAUUUUUGAAGAUGGAAAUGCUAUCAAACUGUGAUGAUACACUUAUAAUUCACUGGUCCUGCAUCAGGAGAUGGAGUGGGGAAACUGUAUGUAAUACAGUUUAUAUCUGAAUACUCUGUAUGGUUUAUACAGUCCGUGUUGUUCAGAGAUGUCUAAAGUAUGAUCUUUGUUUUUUUAAAGAUUAAAAAAGCACUUGCCCCACUGUAAAUUAUACAGCAUGUAAAAUUUAUAUAGAAUAUAAAAUACAGCAAAAAAAAAAAAAAAACC